AUGGCUUUAUUGAAAGUCAUUGAACAAGUCAUUGAUGCCCUUCAGUGGCUCAUAGGGCCGGGAAAGGGAAAGAGAGAGAGAGCCUAUCUAGAGAAUGGAAGCAGGGUAUUGGAGACCCUGGUUGCCGCUUGUAAUGGCAAGCCUAUUCCCGUACGUAGCUUCUCCGUUGAAGAGAUUACGUUGGCAACAAACAACAAAAAUUCUGGUCGGGCCCUGCCACGGGAUCCAUGGCAUAUGGGUUCUCUUGAAGGUCGAGAGAUUUCUGUGAAGAAGUAUGCUAAACGGAACCACGUCCUCACUGAUAUGGCUAUUUCUGCAAAGAUGAGGGCGCAUAAGAAUGUUUUAAUGCUAAUAGGUUGCUGUCUCGAGACUCCAAUUCCUCUUUUAGUAUUCGAAUCGACUCAGAAUGGAACUCUUGCUGAUCGGAUUUAUGCCUAUGAUUAUGUCGGAACUCCAUUACAACGACAACCCAUCGGGUGGCAGAGCAGGUUAAACAUUGUGAAGGAUAUUGCUCAUGCAAUCGCAUAUCUUCAUCAUGCGUUUUCCAAACCCAUCAUCCAUAGAGACAUAAACCUUCGAAAUAUCAUCUUCGACCAACAUGAUAUUCCCAAACUAACUGGAUUUUCACUUUCCAUACCAAUCCCAGAGAAUGAAACUCGAGUACAGGCCAUUCUCUUUGGGACUAAUGGAUACACUUGCCCCAACCAUGUAGCUACAGGAUGGAUAACGGAGAAAGCUGAUGUCUAUAGUUUUGGUAUGCUUCUGUUGGAGCUCAUAACUGGGCAGAUAUCUAGUCAACUUUAUAUAAACGCUGGGGUUAACGAUGUCCUCAUGGCAGAAGAAGCUUCUUUUGAGCAGAAAGUGCAAGCUGAAUGGGACAAUGCAAACGAGUGCAUAAGAAAAUGUGAUAUCAAUGAGAUCGUGGAUCCAGCAAUCCUGGCAGAAGGUGGAGGAGCUUGUGUUAAGCGGCAAUUACAAGCUGUAUUUGACCUUGCUUUCACAUGUCUGGGCUACAAUCCGGAGCUAAGGCCGAGUAUGAUUGAUGUUUCAAAGAAACUAAGAUGGAUUGGGAGAUCAUCCUUACCAUAA
Molecule: messenger RNA, 1089 nt
Organism: Carya illinoinensis
Lineage: Eukaryota; Viridiplantae; Streptophyta; Magnoliopsida; Fagales; Juglandaceae
Product: serine/threonine-protein kinase ZRK1-like
Exons: 2
Coding region: 1-1089 (362 amino acids)
Biological process (GO): cell surface receptor signaling pathway; protein phosphorylation
Cellular component (GO): plasma membrane
Molecular function (GO): ATP binding; protein serine/threonine kinase activity
Source: RefSeq, a predicted model, not a curated record